CUUCCGGUUCACUUGACGCAACCGCUAUGUACCUAUCCGGGGCUUGCUGUUCUUUCGUGUUCCAUUCUUCAAACCAAACGACCUCUUUCAAAGUAAUUUAAUUGGAUUACUACUGACUGGUGGCCAACGUAAUCCCAAACAUCAAGUCGAAGAGUAGAAAUGAGAGGAAAUCCAGGUCACGUCGAACAACUGAAACACAAAAGGAGGUGAAGAGUCCCGCAGACGUCACUGUAGAAGAUCUCCCCCCCCUUAGAAGCACAAUCUCGUCCACGUUAAACAGAAGGAGGAGCCUGACAUGCCGUUAAUCAAACAGGGGGCGGAGCCAGAGACCUCUGACAUCAAAGAAGAAAAACAGGAAAUUCAAAUCCUCAAUUUUCCAAUGGGUGUCGGUGUGGAGAGCGAAGAAGACGAAGGACCAAGCAAAGAGAGCGGAGCAGCGAACCCUUUGAGCGACAGCUCAUUUCAGCACCAGACAACAAAAGGAGAGCAACCGGACGGCCUCUUAGCUCCGCUUUCGGACAGCGAUGACUUAACGUCACAUUCUUCUGACUUUAAUACUGAUGAGGAGGAGGAUGACUUUGACCAAAACGCUUCAAAAUCCUUAGACAAGUCAUCAUUUAAAAGAGACGCAAAGGAAGGCGUGGUUGGGAAAAGUUUUCCCUGCUCACUUUGUGAUAAAACAUUUCCUUGGAAAUGCUACUUAAAGGCACACAUGCGCAGACACACUGGAGAGAAGCCUUUUGCCUGCGCACUUUGUGGUAAAAGAUUCACCUUGACCAGGUGAAGUGAUGGAAUUUCCAAACGCUUGAUCUUCUUACGCUGAAGUUUCAGCACUUGAACGUUUCUACUUCCGGUUCACUUGACGUAACCUCUAUGUACCCAUCCGGGGCUUGCUGUUCUUUCGUGUUCCAUUCUCCAAACCAAACGACCUCCUUCAAAGCAAUUUAAUUGGAUGCGACAAAUUACGACUGACUGGUGGCCAACGCAAUCCCAAACAUCAAGUCAAAGAGUAAAAAUGAAGAGAGGAAAUCCAGGUCACGACGAACAACUGAAAAGAAAAUGAAGAGUCCCGCAGACGUCACUGUAGAAGAUCUUCACCCUGAGAAGCACAAUCCCGUCCACGUUAAACAGAAGGAGGAGCCUAACAUGCCUUUGAUCAAACAGGAGGCGGAGCCAGAGACCUCUGACAUCAAAGAAGAAAAACAGGAAAUUGAAAUCCUCAAUUUUCCAAUGGGUGUCGGUGUGAAGAGCGAAGAAGACGAAGGACCAAGCGAAGAGAGCGGAGCAGCGAACCCUUUGAGCGACAGCUCAUUUCAGUACCAGAUAACAAAAGGAGAGCAACCGGACGACCUCUUAGCUCCGCUUUCGGACAGCGAUGACUUAACGUCACAUUCUUCUGACUUUAAUACUGAUGAGGAGGAGGAGGAUGACUUUGACCAAAACGCUUCAAAAUCCUUAGACAAGUCAUCAUUUAAAAGAGACGCAAUGGCAGGCGUGGUUGUGAAAAGUUUUCCCUGCUCACUUUGUGAUAAAAUAUUUCCUUGGAAAUGCUCCUUAAAGGCACACAUGCGUAGACACACUGGAGAGAAGCCUUUUGCCUGCACACUUUGUGGUAAAAGAUGCACCCAUAAAGGAGGUUUAAAUUAUCACAUAAGAACACACACUGGAGAGAAGCCUUUUGCCUGCACACUUUGUGAUAAAAGAUAUUUCGAUAACAGUGGUUUAAAGAGACACACAAGAACACACACUGGUGAGAAGCCUUUUGCCUGCACACUUUGUGGUAAAAGUUUCACAUAUCAGCAACAUUUAAACAUUCACACAAGAACCCACACUGGAGAGAAACCUUUUGCCUGCACAUUUUGUGGUAAAAGAUGCACCCAUAAAGGAGGUUUAAAUUAUCACAUAAGAACACACACCGGAGAGAAGCCUUAUGCCUGCACACUUUGUGAUAAAAAAUACUUCACGAAGGCACAUUUAAACUAUCACACAAGAACACACACUGGAGAGAAGCCUUAUGCCUGCACACUUUGUGAUAAAAAAUACUCCACAAAGGAAAAUUUAAACUAUCACACAAGAACACACACUGGAGAAAAGCCGUUUCCAUGCUCACUUUGCGGUAAACGAUUUGCUCAGAAAGGACAUUUAGUAAGCCACGCAAGUAGCCACACUGAGGAAAAACCUUUGAAUUCUAGCGUGUGACAAAAUAUUCUGAUUCCUGCAUUUACAAUGGAAAAAGUAUUUCAAUUUCAUUAUUCGGUUUCUCACGAGCCUCUUUUGAAAAAGUUGUUCAUGAUUUUUCAGGUGCUGUUCUUUUUUUACAACUAUCCAAUUCAUAUAUGGCGGAACACACAGACAAGGUUGAAAUGGUAGUUUCUGCUCUUGCACCCCUCUUUAAAAUAAACUGCUGUAUUUUAACCCAAAACAACUGUUGUGUUUAAUAGAACGAUACGUCUAUAUGCUGCCAUAGCAGAAUCAUGGCGCAUUAAGCCCCCGAACUAUUUUUAAUACUGUAUGUCCGUUUUACCUUGGAAACCCCCGUUUACAGAUGUCGUGCAACCGCUUUUGUUUCAACCCAGCCAAAAAAAGAAGGCAGGUAAGUAGAUUUAUUGUUCGAAAUGUCUGUCAUUUUUAGCUGAGAAUUAAUUGAUGUCUAAUGUUUAGUAAAAAAACGACUUUAAAAAAUUAUUCACUUGUAUAUUUUAAACUUUUAAACAACUUGCGUCACAAUGAAAAAAAUUGUUUGUAAAUCAGUCACGGAUAUCUAUCUACCUUAUAACUCGCUUAAUUGUAAUUUUUUUUGUUCGUCACAUUUUCUCCGAUAUGUUAGAUGAUAA
Corythoichthys intestinalis (scribbled pipefish) is the source of this 2834-nucleotide messenger RNA. Its product is annotated as gastrula zinc finger protein XlCGF8.2DB-like. The record is from RefSeq and is a predicted model, not a curated record. The transcript has 6 exons. Bases 1060 to 2199 code for a protein of 379 amino acids. Gene Ontology annotation, biological process: regulation of transcription by RNA polymerase II. Gene Ontology annotation, molecular function: DNA-binding transcription factor activity, RNA polymerase II-specific; RNA polymerase II cis-regulatory region sequence-specific DNA binding. Lineage: Eukaryota; Metazoa; Chordata; Actinopteri; Syngnathiformes; Syngnathidae.